AAGAACAAGAAGAGAAGAGACUAGAGAGAGAAUCAAAGUCCAAAGAGGAAAGUAAAAAAAAAAAAAAAAAAUACUAAAAGCGACUGAAACAUAUUACAGCCGAAGCAAGCAAGCCAAGACAGUGGCUACUGCCGCCUGUGUGUGGUUGCGAGCAAAGCUAGAAAUGCUCUCUUCCUACAAUUUCAUUCAUUACCAAGGAGUGGUAUAAAUUCUUGUCAGAAAGGUUGGAACUUUGGCUUUCUUUAGCCAGAAAUUUGACUUCCCCUUUUCUGCCCUUGUCCUAACUUGAAUGUUUUAGCUUCCUUCCAACCUUUGUAAUCCAUCUUUAUACUGAAAGCUUGCGGCUUUUGCUAAAUUCGGAGCUUCCUUCUGCCUCUCCCCUGUUUUCCCUUCCACUCUGCAGUUCAAUGUUGGAAAUUUGAUACAUGGGUGUUAAGCGAACUAGCAAAGAACUGGUUUUGCUCACAUGGUGAUGUUUCAUGAACUAAAAUGGAGCUCCACAGAUCUACCACCAUGGGAACCCACUGCCUGAAGAAACUCCUGCUACUACCCUUCUUCUUCAUCUUCUCCUCCAUUGUUCCAGUCAUUUUCGCUGCUACAGACCCUGGCGACUUAGCUGUCCUCAAGGAAUUCAGAGACGGGUUGGAGAAUCCGGAACUUCUGCAAUGGCCCAAACCCGGCGGCGGGGAAGAAGACCCGUGUGGCCAGACAUGGAAACACGUCAUCUGUUCUGCUUCAAGGGUUACCCAGAUUCAAGUUCAGAACAUGGGCUUGAAGGGUACUCUGCCUCAGGACUUCAACAAGCUCACCAUGCUGGACAAUUUGGGGAUGCAGAGGAACCAAUUCACUGGUCCAUUGCCUACCUUCAAGGGCUUGUCCAAGCUUAGGUACGCCUUUCUCGAUUACAACGGCUUCGAUUCGAUUCCCUCCGAUUUCUUCGAUGGCCUCGACAGCCUGGAAGUCCUUGCAUUGGAUGGGAACAAGCUCAAUGCGACCACUGGUUGGUCAAUCCCUAAAGGGUUGCUGAAUUCUGCACAGUUGAUCAAUUUUACAUGUACCGGCUGUAAUUUGGCUGGUCCGUUGCCUGAUUUCAUGGGGAACUUUGUGUCUCUACAAAACUUGUUGCUUUCGGACAACAAUAUAACCGGUGAGCUUCCAGCCAGCUUCAAGGACAACACUGCUUUGCAAAUGCUGUGGUUGAAUGAUCAGAACGGUGGUGGAUUGACCGGUCCUAUCGAUGUGGUUGCGACGAUGGAAUCUGCUACCACUAUAUGGCUUCAUGGGAACCAGUUCACUGGUCCAAUCCCUGAUAGCAUUGGUAAUUUGACUAGCUUGAAGGAUCUAAAUCUCAAUGGUAAUCGACUCGUCGGGUUAGUUCCUUCUAGCUUAGCUGAUCUGCCACUGCAGAAUCUGAAUUUGAACAAUAACCUAUUGAUGGGGCCUGUACCGAGGUUUAAAGCGGCUAAAGCUUCCUUUAGUUCGAAUUCAUUUUGUCAGUCUGUUGCUGGAGUUCCAUGUGCUGAUGAAGUCAUGAUGCUCAUAGAUUUCCUUGCUGGUUUGAAUUACCCUUCGAGGCUGGUCUCUUCGUGGACUGGUAAUGAUCCAUGUUCUUCGUGGCUCGGGAUUCGUUGUAAUCCCAGUGGCAAGGUCGAUUCCAUUGUUCUGCCCAAUUACAAUCUCAGUGGAACUUUAAGCCCUUCAGUUGGUAAGCUUGCUUCUCUUACUCAAAUCAAACUUGAAAGCAACGUUAUAACAGGUCCAGUGCCGGAAAACUGGACUAGCCUGGCAUCUCUGAAGACCUUGGAUCUCAGUGGCAACAACAUCUCACCUCCAUUGCCAAAGUUUUCCACCACUGUCCAACUUCUGACCACUGGGAAUCCCCUGUUGGCUGAUGGAGGAAAGUCUGCUCCAGACAAAAAUCCAUCAUCUUCUUCAGGUUCUGGAUCAAAUGGUGGUUCCUCUUCUCAACAGAAUGGCCCUAAGAGGUCCAUUCUAGUUGCAGUCCUAGCUCCUGUUGCAAGUGUAGCUUUCAUGGCCAUUCUAGCUAUACCGCUGUCAAUUUAUUGUUACCGGAAGAGGAAAGGCACGUUCCAAGCUCCAAAUUCCCUCGUCAUUCAUCCAAGAGAUCCAUCCGACUUGGACAACAACACAGUUAAGAUCGUGGUUGCUAACAAUAACAAUACCGGUGCAAGCUCUUCCACAAGAACAGCAAGCGGUGGUUCAAUGCACAGCAGCAGGUUUGGGGAUUCUCACGUCAUCGAGGCCGGGAACCUGGUGAUAUCGGUUCAAGUCCUUCGCAACGUGACAAAGAACUUUGCACCUGAGAACGAGCUAGGCCGCGGAGGGUUUGGAGUAGUGUAUAAAGGAGAGCUCGACGAUGGUACCAACAUAGCAGUGAAGAGAAUGGAGGCUAGCGUGAUAAGUAGUAAAGCAUUGGAUGAGUUUCAGUCGGAGAUUGCAGUUCUUUCCAAGGUCAGGCACCGGCAUUUGGUGUCGUUGUUGGGUUACUCAAUUGAAGGUAAUGAGAGGAUUCUUGUGUAUGAGUAUAUGCCACAGGGAGCUCUCAGCAGACAUCUUUUUCACUGGAAGAGCUUUCAGUUGGAGCCUCUUUCCUGGAAGAGGAGGCUAAAUAUUGCUUUGGAUGUUGCUAGAGGGAUGGAGUAUCUUCAUACUCUUGCUCAUCAGAGCUUCAUACAUAGGGACCUUAAGUCUUCAAACAUCUUGCUCGGUGAUGAUUUUAAGGCGAAAAUUUCAGACUUUGGACUUGUGAAACUUGCUCCGGAUGGUGAGAAAUCUGUGGCGACCAGGCUUGCUGGGACUUUCGGAUACUUGGCACCUGAAUAUGCUGUGACCGGGAAAAUCACGACGAAGGUGGACGUGUUCAGCUUCGGUGUCGUCCUGAUGGAGAUGCUGACCGGAUUAGUGGCGCUGGACGAAGACCGAUCAGAGGAGAAGCAGUACCUGGCAGCAUGGUUCUGGCACGUGAAAUCGGACAAGCAGAAGCUGAGGAACGCAAUCGACCCAGCACUCCAGCCAAACGACGAUGAGACAUUCGAGAGCAUCUCAACGAUUGCUGAGCUCGCAGGCCACUGCACGGCCAGGGAGCCCAGCCAGAGGCCCGACAUGGGGCACGCGGUGAACGUGCUUGCCCCACUGGUCGAGAAAUGGAAGCCACUGGACGACGAGCUUGAGGAUUACUGUGGGAUCGACUACAGCCUGCCGCUUAACCAGAUGGUGAAAGGUUGGCAAGAGGCUGAAGGCAAGGACGUGAGCUAUGUGGACCUGGAAGAUAGCAAGGGGAGCAUUCCUGCCAGGCCUAAUGGGUUUGCGGAUUCUUUCACUUCUGCUGAUGGUCGAUGAAUGACACUAGCUAGAGCUUGGUAACUCUUGCAUUUGGCUACAUCAGUGGUUUCGUUUUUGGCGUGUGGCAGUUUUUAGUCUGUAGAUAGUGUGUGUUGUUUAACUAUUGGUUUUUGUCCCACUUUACGUCUGAUCUCUGAUGUAGCGUUUUGGAAUUUGUCUGAUGAAAAGUUGGUUAUGAUGUUUGGCAAUGUAGAUAGAGAGCAAGGAACUAAAAUGAUGUCUUGUUGUUCCAUCACCAUUAUUGCCGUUGUCUGCGAGCUUCUUAUCUGAGUUUGAUUUUGUCCACCUUGUAAAUUUAAGAAUUAGGUAAGGCAGUCCCACCAAACAGAACUUAGA
This is a messenger RNA of Linum tenue, 3699 nucleotides long. Lineage: Eukaryota; Viridiplantae; Streptophyta; Magnoliopsida; Malpighiales; Linaceae. The record is from the annotation of a GenBank genome assembly.